AUGCUAACCUCGACCAAGGCCGUCGCGGUCGGAUACCGUGAGUAUCGCGAGGGUCUGCAUAUGGAGGUGUCUCAUGAAGACGUGAGUCUAAAAGUCAGAUGGAAAAUCGAUUUCGUCGUCCUUCCUAUCUUCAUGGUGACCCAGGCCCUGCAGUCUAUGGAUAAAACCGCUCUCAACUACGCGAACCUGCUGGGAUACCAGGAAUCAUUGGGUCUGCGCGGCGAACAGUUCAACUUUCUCUCUGCUAUGGUGUACGCUGGAUAUUUCUUCGGUCAAUAUCCCAGUGGCUUGCUUAUCGGUCGAUUUCCUGCUCAGCGCGUCCUCGGAAUUAGCUGCUUCCUGUGGGGCAUCACGGUUAUUGUCAUGACCCAGUGCCGUACGUAUUCAAGCGCACUGGCGAUUCGAUUCAUCAUGGGUCUGUUUGAAGCUGCGGCAACCCCGGGUCUCACGCUGAUGACGGGAUUCUGGUAUACACGGAAGGAAAUCCCCCUGAGGCAGUGUAUUUGGUGUUCGUCUCUGGGCUGGGGCGGUAUCGUCGUUUCCUAUGUCUGCUACGGGAUUUCCACUCUUCCAGCGACUUUCAAGCCGGACCGUUGGGCGCUGCUGUUCUACAUCCUUGGGGGCACGACAUGUCUCUGGGCACUGGUCAUCUGGUUCGUUCUCCCUGACUCUCCUUCCGAUGCUUUCUUCUUGACCCGGACCGAGAGGGUCAUCGCAGUCAAGCGCGUGUCUACCAACGAGACGGGCAUCAAGAAUCGUGUCUUCAACCAGAAGCAAGUGAUGACAUGUCUCAAAGAUCCCAAAGCGAUUCUGCUGUUCAUCUCGAUUUUCGCGGGUUCCGUUCCCAGUGGCGUCCUGAAUUGCUUUUCCACCGUCAUCAUCAAAGACAUGGGAUUCUCUGUGACCAAAACGACCCAACUGAAGUCUGUCGGCGAUGCGGUGCAAAUUGUGGCCCUUCUGAUUGGAGGCACCAUCACCCUCAAGGUUCCCAACUCCCGUCUUCUGACUGUCACGGCGUCCAAUGUCAUUUGCACCGUCGCCGCGGCGUGCAUGGCCUAUAUUCCACGACAUGAGACUUGGGCCCGGCUGGCUUCAUUUUGGCUGGUCAACGUGCAGUCCAUUGCAUCCGCUGUACUGCUGGUCACUGUCUCCUCGAAUAUGGCGGGUUAUACCCAUCGGGCGAUUGCCAACACCAUCGUGUUCACGGCAUACUGUUCGGGCCACUACGCCAGCCCAUUUGUGGUCAAGCCAUCGCAGGCGCCGGCGUUCAAGGGUGCAGCCAUUGGGCUUUUGGUGGGAUUCACUAUCAAAGCCGCUUGCGACUUGGCUCUCUUGGCUUACAUGUAUUCCGUGAAUCGAGGCCGAGACAAGAAGUAUGGCCCAGCGGACAAGGCUCUCAGCGACGAGGCGGGCAUGAAGGACCAGACCGAAUUUGAGAACAAGAAUUUCCGAUAUGUUCUAUGA
Messenger RNA from Aspergillus campestris IBT 28561, 1464 nucleotides. RefSeq names its product MFS general substrate transporter. Gene Ontology annotation, molecular function: allantoate transmembrane transporter activity; dipeptide transmembrane transporter activity. Gene Ontology annotation, biological process: transmembrane transport; allantoate transport; dipeptide transport. The record is from RefSeq and is a predicted model, not a curated record. Gene Ontology annotation, cellular component: plasma membrane. The transcript is spliced from 5 exons. Bases 1 to 1464 code for a protein of 487 amino acids. Lineage: Eukaryota; Fungi; Ascomycota; Eurotiomycetes; Eurotiales; Aspergillaceae.